Zalophus californianus (California sea lion) is the source of this 1567-nucleotide messenger RNA. RefSeq names its product 60S ribosomal protein L38-like. Gene Ontology annotation, biological process: protein-RNA complex assembly; translation. The record is from RefSeq and is a predicted model, not a curated record. NCBI's taxonomy places the organism in Eukaryota, Metazoa, Chordata, Mammalia, Carnivora, Otariidae. Bases 547 to 759 code for a protein of 70 amino acids. Gene Ontology annotation, molecular function: structural constituent of ribosome. The transcript has a single exon. Gene Ontology annotation, cellular component: ribosome; cytosolic large ribosomal subunit.
UCUUUUGGUAUGGAUUAUCUUAAGACCUUAAAGGCUGGAUUACAGAAUCACUUUAAUCUCAAAAGACAUAAUCUCAAAAGACAUAGUCUUCAACGGAUCUAGGCAGAUGUUGGCCUGUGGUUCUGAUCUUGUACUUGGCUGGUGCAGUGAUGCCAUUCUGGGCCCUAGGGUAACCUCCAAGGGGUUUUCCUGUUGUUCUGUUGUAGCAAUGCCACUGCCCUUCCUUAGGAGCCCCCUAGACUCCCCUGCACACUUUCCCUCCCCCUCUCCUCCUUUCAUUGGCUUAUCUUCAUUUUCCUCUCUAGAUCACUCUUUCUCUCAGGGCCACUUUUUCUGUCUCUGUGAUUUUUUUCUUGGCCUCUCUUUUCCAUGCUCUGUCUUGUGUCUUUCUAUCCUCUUUUCUCUGCUUCUCUUCUUCUGUCCCAUUCCUCUUCUCUCCUUCAAUAAAUACGUUGGGUAUUCCAAAUACAUCUUAAAAGAGAGUAUUGACCCCUUUCUUGCUGCUUGCUGUGCCGGCCGCGCGCUCCCGUGCGCCCCCCCGGAGCCAUGCCACGCAAAAUCGAGGAAAUCAAGGACUUUUUGCUCAUGGCCAGGCGAAAGGACGCCAAAUCCGUCAAGAUCAAGAAAAAUAAGGAUAAUGUGAAGUUUAAAGUUCGGUGCAGCAGAUACCUUUACACCUUGGUCAUCAUGGACAAGGAGAAGGCAGAGAAACUGAAGCAGUCCUUGCCCCCAGGUUUGGCAGUGAAGGAGCUGAAGUGAACCUGGCCCGCUGAUUUGAACUGUAUUAAAGUUUUAAAAAUUCUAAAAAAAAAAAAAAAAGAGAGAGAGUAUUGAAUUGUUUUAUAUUCUGUCCUUAAAAUAAAAAUUAGUUGGGCGUUUUAUUUGUUUUCUCUCUUUCUCCCAGGCAGAGUAAAAGCCCAUACAAUGCAAAUAAAUUAAUUUAAGGUGUUUGUUAAAUUUAGUGUGGUGACAUAAAUCAUCAAUAAUUCCCCCCCCCUUUUUUUUAUGGAACAAGAACGCUUAUUUACUCAGCAUUGGGAAAAGAGGUCUUCUCUCUGAUUUAACAGAAAGGAACAAUGUGAAGAUGUAAAUUUUGAUUAGACAAGAUUAUUUUUACCAUCUUGAAAAAUCAUUUUAAACUAUUUUUGUGAUAAGAGGUAGUGAAGAGAGAGGGAAAAACAAGAGAAAAUGAUGUGGACAAAAGUCAGAGGUCAUUAGAGAAAGUAAAUAUUAAUUUCCUACUUUUUCUGCUUGAGUCUAAAUGAUAAACACCAGAUAUUUACCCCUUUCUCGUAUUGGAGAAACACUAUUUUUAUUGCUUCCCCCAGAUAACCUUUCUGUGAAUUAUUUUUGUAUAUCAGUGUUCUGUGAUGAAUGGGAAUCUGUGUAUUUGUUUUUUAUAAUUUUUAAUGCGUUAAAUCUUUCAUUUUUACAUUUGUGUUCUUAAUAAUACUUAAGAAAACACAAAUAAAUAAAGAGGGAAGAUUAAAAAUCACUCAGAAUUUCACCAUCCAUUACAUCUGGUCUUUUCCCUGUGAACAGAUAUUUCCUUUUUUGUUUAUAAGUA